Messenger RNA from Rhea pennata, 1618 nucleotides. RefSeq names its product cathepsin K (gene CTSK). Gene Ontology annotation, molecular function: cysteine-type endopeptidase activity. NCBI's taxonomy places the organism in Eukaryota, Metazoa, Chordata, Aves, Rheiformes, Rheidae. The record is from RefSeq and is a predicted model, not a curated record. Gene Ontology annotation, cellular component: lysosome. The transcript has 8 exons. Bases 96 to 1103 code for a protein of 335 amino acids.
CCAGCUGCCUCCAACUUCCUCAAUCCGGCAGCAUAAAAGAGCCGCGGCGGCGGCACCCGCAUCCCGGCCCGCGCCGCGCUCCCGCCGACAGCGCCAUGCCUGGGCUGUGGUGGCCCCGUCUGCUGGCCCUGCUGGUGCCCGUGGCGGCGGCGGCCCAGCUGCGCCCCGAGCCGGCGCUGGACGCCCAGUGGGAGCUGUGGAAGAAAAGCUACCGGAAGCAGUACAACGGCGAGGCGGACGAGCUCUCGCGGCGGCUGAUCUGGGAGAAAAACCUGCGGUACAUCGGGGCGCACAACCUGGAGCACGCGCGGGGCGCCCGCACCUUCGAGCUGGCCAUGAACCACCUGGGCGACAUGACCAGCGAGGAGGUGGUGAGGACCAUGACGGGCCUCAAGGUGCCGCGGGGCCGCCCGCGCCGCAACGACACGCUCUACGCGGCCGACGGGGCCGAGCGGCCGCCGGCCGCCGUCGACUGGAGGAAGAAGGGCUACGUGACGCCCGUGAAGAACCAGGGCCAGUGCGGGUCGUGCUGGGCUUUCAGCUCCGUGGGCGCCCUGGAGGGGCAGCUGAAGAGGAAGACGGGCAAGCUGCUCUCGCUGAGCCCCCAAAACCUGGUGGACUGCGUGACCAACAACGACGGCUGCGGCGGCGGCUACAUGACCAACGCGUUCGAGUACGUCCGGCAGAACCGCGGCAUCGACUCCGAGGACGCCUACCCCUACGUCGGCCAGGACGAGAGCUGCAUGUACAACCCCACCGGGAAGGCGGCCAAGUGCCGAGGCUACCGGGAGAUCCCCGAAGGGAACGAGAAGGCUUUGAAGAGGGCCGUGGCCAGGAUCGGCCCCGUCUCCGUGGGCAUCGACGCCAGCCUGCCCUCCUUCCAGUUCUACAGCCGGGGCGUCUACUACGACGAGAGCUGCAACGCGCAGAACAUCAACCACGCGGUGCUGGCGGUGGGCUACGGCGCGCAGAAGGGCACCAAGCACUGGAUCAUCAAGAACAGCUGGGGCGAAGAGUGGGGCAACAAGGGCUACGUCCUGCUGGCGCGCAACAUGAACAACGCCUGCGGCGUCGCCAACCUCGCCAGCUUCCCCAAGAUGUGAGCGCUCCCGCGCCGCCGAGCGCCUCCCGGCUGCCCCCCUUCCCCGCGGGCGAAUGCGGCCUUUUUACCCUCUCCGAAGCAGACGUCCCGGCGGGGGAUCUCUCCCUCCCCACUAAGGGAGCUUCCCAAAGGAGAGGGGAGAGAUCCCCCCCCCCUCCCGCCGCGGUGCGAUUUACCCCCCAACCCCGCUCCGUUAUCCCCAGGCCUGGUGCCGUCCCCCUUCCCCUCGGCCGCGCGUGGCCGCUCCCUCCUUCCCGCGGCUCCGGAGAGUCUGAUGGGGCCGGAGACGCUCGUGCGAACAGGCCUCGCGCCGGCCUCUGCCUCUGGGAAGAGGUCGCGUGGGCAUGUGGGCGGCACCGCACCGGCUCUGCCGCCUUCCCCCCGCGCAGCGUGCGGAUCCGGCCUCGCCGCAUGUCCCGUCCGUCUCCCCCCCCCCGCCCCCAACGCCUGGAGUCCCAGGGGGCUGCCGAGAAUGAUACAAUUUUAUUUUUAAAAUAAACACUGUUGGGAAUAGAA